This is a messenger RNA of Colletotrichum higginsianum IMI 349063, 1380 nucleotides long. Its product is annotated as Acetyltransferase component of pyruvate dehydrogenase complex. Gene Ontology annotation, molecular function: dihydrolipoyllysine-residue acetyltransferase activity. The transcript has 2 exons. The record is from RefSeq and is a predicted model, not a curated record. Gene Ontology annotation, biological process: pyruvate decarboxylation to acetyl-CoA. Lineage: Eukaryota; Fungi; Ascomycota; Sordariomycetes; Glomerellales; Glomerellaceae. The coding region runs from base 1 to 1380 and encodes 459 amino acids. Gene Ontology annotation, cellular component: pyruvate dehydrogenase complex.
AUGAUCUCCACGGUUCUGAGACGGACUGUCCGUCCCAACGCCCUCCUUCGCAGCAACCUCUCUUCCCAGAUCUUGAGAUGUUACGCCUCGUACCCCCCGCACACCGUCAUCAAGAUGCCCGCCCUGUCGCCCACCAUGACGGCGGGAAACAUCGGAGCCUGGCAGAAGAAGGCCGGUGACAGCAUCGCCCCCGGUGAUGUCCUCGUCGAGAUUGAGACCGAUAAGGCCCAGAUGGACUUUGAGUUCCAGGAGGAGGGUGUCAUCGCCAAGCUGCUCAAGGAGUCCGGUGAGAAGGACAUCCCCGUCGGUAACCCCAUCGCCGUUCUCGUCGAGGAGGGCACCGAUGUUAGCGCCUUCGAGGGCUUCUCCGCCGCCGACGCCGGUGGGGAGGCCGCCAAGCCCGCUCCCAAGGAGCAGCCCAAGGAGGAGUCCAAGCCCGCCGCCGCCCCUACCCCCGAACCCGAGAACUCCUCCGAGGAUUUCAACAAGCCUGCCGGCAAGCUCGAGAACGCCCUGGACCGUGAGCCCAACGCUUCCUUCGGUGCCGUGCGCCUCGCCAAGGAGAAGGGUGUCAACAUCCGCGACAUCAAGGGAUCCGGCAAGGGUGGCAAGAUCACCGAGGACGACGUCAAGAAGGCCGUCUCCUCCCCUGCCACCGCCGCUGCUGCCUCCGGCGCCAGCUACGAGGACAUCCCCAUCAGCGGCAUGCGCAAGACCAUUGCCUCGCGCCUCCAGGAGUCCACCCAGAACAACCCCCACUUCUACGUCUCGUCGAGCAUCUCGGUCAGCAAGCUCCUCAAGCUUCGCCAGGCUCUCAACGCCUCCUCGGACGGCAAGUACAAGCUGUCCGUCAACGACUUUCUCAUCAAGGCUAUCGGUGUCGCCUCCAAGAAGGUGCCCCAGGCUAACUCGAGCUGGCGCGGCGAUGUCAUCCGCCAGCACAACACCGUCGACGUCUCGGUCGCCGUCUCCACCCCCACGGGCCUCAUCACCCCCAUCGUCACGGGCGUUGAGGCUCGCGGCCUUGAGGGCAUUUCCACCGAGGUCAAGAAGCUCGCCAAGCUCGCCCGCGACGGCAAGCUGAAGCCCGAGCAGUACCAGGGCGGCUCCAUCUCCAUCUCCAACAUGGGCAUGAACGACGCCGUUGACAACUUCACCGCCGUCAUCAACCCUCCCCAGUCCACCAUCCUCGCCAUCGGCACCACCAAAAAGGUGGCCGUGCCCGCCCUGUCCGAGGACGGUACCACCGGCGUCGAAUGGGAUGACCAGAUCACCAUCACCGGUAGCUUCGACCACAAGGUCGUUGACGGUGCCAUUGGUGCCGAGUUCCUCAAGGAGCUGAAGAAGGUCCUCGAGAACCCCCUCGAGCUCCUUCUGUAA